Messenger RNA from Cladophialophora yegresii CBS 114405, 2337 nucleotides. RefSeq lists its product as uncharacterized. Lineage: Eukaryota; Fungi; Ascomycota; Eurotiomycetes; Chaetothyriales; Herpotrichiellaceae. The transcript is spliced from 3 exons. The record is from RefSeq and is a predicted model, not a curated record. Bases 1 to 2337 code for a protein of 778 amino acids.
AUGGGCGGCAUCGGCAUCUGGGGAAUGCAUUUCGUCGGUAAUAGAGCUAUCGUCCUGCAAGGCGGAGAUCCCGAGCGCCAAAUCCUUUAUAACCCCGGCUACACAGCAAUAUCCUUCUUUCUGCCAAUUGUUGUCCUUCUUUUCGCCUUUUACACGCUCGGCAUGCCGACAAGGGUCCGCCAACUUCAUGUGGCCGCCGCCGGUUUCUUCACGGGGGCUGCUGUCUGUGGGAUGCACUAUCUCGGUCAAUACUCCGUCGAAAACUACACUUGCUCAUACCGGGUUCAGAAUGUUGUUGGAGCUGCGAUGAUUGCAGUCUUGGCUUCUUUCAUUGCCCUCAGCAUAUUUUUCCGUCUGCGGGAUGCAUGGAUGGACAGCUGGUGGAAACGAGUACUGUGUGGAGCUAUCCUCGCCACCGCAGUCUCGGGUAUGCAUUGGACGGCAGCCGUAGGGACGAUAUACCAUUGGAAACGCGACGUCAGCUCUCACGGGAAUUCCAGAUCGCAGACCGCCAUUGUCGCCGCCGCAUUGGCCAUGAGCUCCUGUGUCAUUCUUCUCAUCGCUGCCUUCGUCCGAGGUCGAAACAAGCACACAGCGAAGAUCAAGGCGCAGCGACUGGUGCUGGCUUGCGCCUAUUUUGAUGACGAGGGCAAACUGAUGGUUACGCAAGAAGGAACUCUGCCUAGCGAGAAGAUAACGAACCAUUACGUGGAAAGGACCUUUGGAGAAGAUGAACUUAGUAGGUCUCAUGCGACCUAUCUGUGGAUCUUCAAAGCAUCUCGCAACUGGACGGUGCUUCGAGAUCUCAUACCCGGAAUGAAGGAGUAUAUCGAGACCGACCCGGUUGCGAGAAAGUACCGUGCGGGCAACACAGCUCCCAACUUGUCAGAGGAUACGAUCGACGGCUCGCUCAAUUUCGCCCCAAUAUUCAAACAGCUGUUCUGUGUGGCUGCGCAGCAGUUGGCCAACUUGACUCACGAGCCCUUGGAGAAACUGGGGGUAUUGUUUGAAGAACCGCUGGAGACCGGAGCUGCCCCUGCCACCACAAACACACGUACUGGUGGUAGACCACUGUCGGCAAAAGGGUUCGACAACGGUCCCGACGCGGAGAUUGGGAUCUCAUCCCCAACUACGGCUGCUAAAGGGAAAUAUUUCUUCCUCCAUCGCCAGAUCAGCAAGGCCGAAGCGGCCAGAUUUGCAGCACUCGGUUAUCGCUUCGCCACCGUUGGCCAGAUCGCAGAGCCACUCGCUAAGAGCAUGCAGGUCCAUCGGGACAGGUUGGUGUCGCGGAUCGAGCGUAUGAAAUUGAGUGCUUCGCCUGAACACCUCCUGCCGCCUGGAGUGCAUCUGGCAUGCUUCAUGCUGCGUCCUAGCAUGUACAAGAGUUUUGAUGUCCUUGUGCCAGCUAGUUCACAGAACCAGCUGCCGUAUGUGACGGUGCAGUCGGGCGAUCUAUCAGCGGAUCAAUUUGCAGAGUUGCAACGCUUCGAUGAUCUUAGCAUCAGUGAAAUUUUGAGGGUGUUGGUAAACAGGUCCAACACAACCCAAAUUGGCGAGGAGAUCCGGUGGCAGCUGUACAACACUUUCGUCAAACUCGUCGACGUCCUUGGUGAUUAUGACAGCAUGAUGCAGGCCAAGUUUUCUGCCAAAGCCUUUCAGAUCCCAUGCCGACAAAGCACCACGGCGACCUCCACACGAAGCUGUACCUUAUUGACAGUUCGGGUGUUGAGAAGUAUACAUGCCGCACCAACAAAAAAGGAACUAACAUACGUUCCCCUGUCGUUCUUCAGUGCGCAGCAGCAGAUCCAAGCGUGCGAAAAAGAUGACGGAUUCGAGCAGACAGUUAGAGCAGAGUUCAGACAUCCUGCCCCUUGCGCUGUCAAACAUUCUCCACGUACUAGCAUCAAGGACGGCCGAAGAACAAGCUCGACCGACUCAACCGUUCAAGGACUGGAGUCUCCUCGAUCAGGACUGUUCUCAAUCAGCAAAUUCUCGAUAUUACCGAGCCGGCGAAGCGACGAGGCGACGUUUGUCGAACGGGAAAAGAGCAUAACUGAAGGGUCCGAAGUCGAAAUGGGCGGGAUGUCAGACAGUGCUCACCUUGACAGGCAGCCGCGAGUGACACACUUGGAUGUUGCCGCUCUCAAGCAAGCUGGGAGCAAUUGGGUCAGUGAAGUCUUUGGUCUCUUCCGACUGGGUGCAGAGGGCUGGUCAAAUGCAAAAGGUGGGAAAUGGGAAUGGGACAUCCGGGUUGAGAAUUCUUUUGAGGUCGGGCUCAACGAUCGGAACCAGAGCGUUACUGAUACCAAUGCGAGGGAGAUAUUCGAUGCCAAGUGA